Molecule: messenger RNA, 1092 nt
Organism: Zea mays
Lineage: Eukaryota; Viridiplantae; Streptophyta; Magnoliopsida; Poales; Poaceae
Product: putative MYB DNA-binding domain superfamily protein
Exons: 2
Coding region: 58-903 (281 amino acids)
Molecular function (GO): DNA binding
Source: RefSeq, a predicted model, not a curated record
UCCCAACAUCGUGGUUCAUACAAUAACAUCUUGUGUAGUACUCAAUCCUCAACUCUCAUGGAUCCCAACUUCAAUGGUGUGUGGAGUGCCUCCGAGAUGGAUAUGGCGAAGUCACUCAUCCCAAGUCAAAUCACCAACAAAACCUACACAAACGACAUGGAGACGAAGCACAUUGACUUUGUGGAUGAUCUCCAAGCAAUGUUCCCAUGGAAGGAGAAGCACCAGGUAACCAAUUUAUAUGUUGAGCUACUAGUGGAGAUCAUGAGGGCACAGAGCAACAACCAACAUGUUGUGCCAAGUAGCGUCCUUGUGAAUGAUAACUUUGGGAUGCUGUCAAAACCCAUGGACAACAUGAAAGUGAUAGAAGGGUAUCUAAUGGAUGAGAUGGAGGCCAUGAGGAUUCUAGAGGAGCAACCAAAUAUGCUGAAUGUCAUUCAUAAGAAAAAGAGGCAUGGAGUGAAGUUUUGGACCACAGACGAGCACAGGAAUUUUCUUCGUGGUCUGGAAGCAUUUGGCCGUGGUGAAUGGAGUAACAUCUCCAAGUACUUUGUCCCCACAAGGACACCAGUGGACAUCUCUAGCCAUGCACAGAAGUAUUUUCGUAGGCAGGAGUGCACCACAGGAAAACAAGGCUUCAACAUCGACAAUGUUAGCUUCUAUGGCACACAACCAUGGGUGCAAAACAACCCUUCCAGCUGUGAGGCGCUCACCUUCACUGGUGGUGCUUACAACACAAACUACAAUGACUUAGACGAGAAACAUGUUGCCUUCAACAGCUUCGCAAGUGACAACCAGUUAGCUACAUGGUUUGUAGACCAGCAUACAAGUUCUUAUCUAGCUCCACUGAUGGAGGAGGAUGUGAGCCAGACAAAUAAGUGGAUGGACCUAGAAAAUAUUGACUAGUUUUUAUCUAUGACCUAGUAUCAAAUGAUGCUUGUAAAACCUAGUUGGUUGAAGACAAUUUAUAUUGUUAAGUGUCAUUAGCGUGCCAUUCUAUAUGGGCUACAAAUAAUUUUAUCGCCAGAACAAUGCAAUCAAAUACUAUCAAUGUGUAAUUUCUAUAUUAAUGUAUCUGUUUGUAUGUGUUAGUUA